GUGGGCGAGCCACCAACACCGGCUAGCUCCCCAUCCAUUCCAUCGUCAUUUUCCAUAAUAAUUUCAAAUUUUUUUCUCCCAUUAUCAAUAUUCAAAAACAAAACGCAUUAUAACAUUAACAAUAAUGUCUAUGCUUGCACCCCCAUUCCAGCUUCUAGAAGUCAAUAUCAUAUCCGCACAGGAUCUUUCCCCCGUUGGCAAGUCCAUCAAAGCCUAUGCGGUCGCAUGGUUGAACCCAGAACGCAAAUUAACAACACAAAUAGACCCAGAUGGCCACAACAACCCAACAUGGAACGAGAAGUUCGUGUUCCGCGUCGACGACGAGUUCCUCCAAGCCGAAGACUCAUGCAUCAUGAUCGAGAUCUACGCUUCCGCAUGGCUCCGAGAUGUUCUGAUCGGCACCGUCGGCGUCCUCGUCAGCAACCUCUUACCACCGUCGGCGAGAUCGAACAACCGGAAAUCAUCGAAGGUGAAGUUCAUCGCAUUACAGGUUCGUCGACCCUCUGGUCGUCCACAAGGGAUUCUCAACAUUGGUGUUAACCUCGUCGACGCCACAAUGAGAAGCAUGCCUAUGUAUUCAGAACUCAGCACUUCCGCCGUUGGAUAUUGGGAUAUAAUGGACCCAAAGAAACCAAGACCAAACAACCAAACGCCACAACAACAAUAUCACGAAAACCAAACCGUUACGAAUCAUGAUUAUUCCAAUAAGCUCUUCACGCUCCAACGGUCUCAGAGCGAGAAAAACGAUUCAACAAUCAAUGAUUACACCUAUCACCCCACAAAACAAAACGGUUACGGUGGUUACGGCGGUUAUGGUUACGGUUACGGUGGUGGUGGGGGUGGUGAUGACCAAGGGGCUUCUGAUAUUGGUGUUCCGAUAACGAAGAAAGGUGGGAUUGUUAACGCGAACGGCUCGCUCUGCUCUGACGUCGGGCCGUCUCCGUCGGUGGUGGCGGCGGCGAUAGCGAAGGGGUUGUAUCCGAUGCCUUUGCCGGCGCCGCGGAAGGUUGGGAACUCGGUGCUUGAGGAUUGGUCGGAGAAGGAUAGUGGUGAGGAGGGGCUGAAGACGAAGAUUGAACGGUGGAGAUCGACGGAGCAGUUGCCGCCGGUUUAUGAUCACUUAGGGCAGAAUCAGAAGAAGGUGAAGCAAACGCCGAAGGUUGUUAAAGGUCAGAAGCAAAGAAAGGGUGGUGGUGGUGGUGGACGUGGCAAUGGGUUGUUUUCGUGUUUUGGAACGGCGUUAGGGUGUGAGUUUUCGAUCACGUGCGGUGCGGGUGAUCAUAAGAAGAGGUAUGGUGCAAAGCCUCAUAAUACUAAUGCAUCUGAGCUUACCUAUGAUGAAUCCUAUCUUUGAGAAAUUAAGGAACAGGAAAUUAACAUGCAUGUCUAUCAACUUUUUCUAUGUAUGUAUAUGGUUGCAUGCAUGUAUGGACAUGUAUGGAGCCUUUUGUACAUGUCAAGUGAAAGUGAUGAUGAUUUUAAUAUUGGAAUGGACCUUUUGUGUCUCAAGUAUUGAGGAACAGGAAAUUUUAACAUGCAUGUCUGUCUAUCAACUUUUCUAUGUAUGUAUAUGGUUGCAUGUAUGGACCCUUUUGUGUCAAGUGAAAGUGAUUAUUUUAAUAUUGGAAUGGACCUUCUUAGUUUGGAUUUAGGAGUAGAAGGAGUGCUCCAUUGGAGGAUUUCUCAGGAUGCUACGAGUCUUGUCAUGCCUCCCGUCUCCUCCGCUUCCUUUUUUUUUUUUUUAUUUGAUUCUUUUAA
Gastrolobium bilobum is the source of this 1758-nucleotide messenger RNA. RefSeq lists its product as uncharacterized. Lineage: Eukaryota; Viridiplantae; Streptophyta; Magnoliopsida; Fabales; Fabaceae. The coding region runs from base 125 to 1354 and encodes 409 amino acids. The transcript has a single exon. Gene Ontology annotation, biological process: defense response. The record is from RefSeq and is a predicted model, not a curated record.